AACAAGUUUGAAUAUUUAUAAAAAAAAAAUAGAACUUUAAUGUGUAUUUUAAAUUUUACGUUCCAGCUAAAAAUCGACACAAAUUAAAGCCACACGGUUAUCGUUACAUAAAAGUUGUACAAUCUUCCUACAGGACGAACCCGCAACUGUAGCAUAAUUUUCGUAACAAAAAUCCACACAACAUGCAGCUGCGUAAAACUUCUGCACGAGAAGAGAGGAACUUUGCAAACUUUGAAUCGGAAAAAGCACGUGCCCACGCGAACGAAGUCAUGUCAAAAGUUGUCAGGAAUCCGCUGAUUCUCGACGCCAUCUUCGCCAAGCUUGACCUUCCCGAUCUGAAGAAAUCUCGUCUCGUCUGCCAUGACUGGAACGACGUGGCCUCCACCUUACUAGGAAAACGGGCUUAUCUCCGAGUCAACCCGCUUAUCUCGUACAAACCCUCCCAGUUUGACGAAGUUCCCCCCGUCCCCGACAAACUGAUGCGACGCAUCCUCAUCUCCGACAAAUACCACUGGUCCAUCCGGUCGAACAAGAAGAAGACUCAAGUUAUCACGAAAGCCCUCACCGAACUGCCAAAGGUGUCCGAAUUAACCCGGGAAAUUAAAUUUGUCGCCGCCCGGAAGGAAUUUGUCCCCGCUUUCUGCGAAGGAAUGACGGCCUUGGGGUCCACCAAGGUCCAACGCGUGGAAUUCCUGAGCGCCUGGAAACGCGACAAGGUGUACAGAUUUCCAGCCGAGGCUUAUCAAAAACUCCCUCCACAACCGUACCUAACGUCGCUCAGGUUAAGACUUAUUUCCGAUUUUGGAAAUUCCCGGAUUCAAACCGAAUUUCAUGAAUUUCAACACCUGAUCCAAAUCUGGCUCGAGGCUGCCCCCAAUUUGACCACGCUGGACGUCACGGCGUCCCUCUAUCCGAAUUUGGAGGGGUGUAAAAGUCUCAAAGUGCUGAAAUUUGAGUACCCAACGCGGCCCUUGAGUUGUCCUCAGCACCUCUGUUUGCACAAUUUAACCGACAUGCUGGGACAGGUGAAGGAUUCCUUGAUCGAGCUGGAAUUGGAUGUAGAGUCUUCCGGCCGACAGAUCCACCCUGUUUUGGGAGGUCCAGUCAUGUCGAGAGUUACCACCCUCUCAAUCCAUGUCACAAGUGCUUCAUCAAAUGCAUCGUCCCGCAUCCUUGACUUCUUUGACGAGGACCACUUUCCCAAACUAAAAAUCCUCCGUGUCCGCCAAACAUGCGGAGAUUCCAUGUUGCCCAAUCUAAACACGUGGCGGCGACACGUGGGAGUUCAAUCGCUCGCGUUGAGCAUGGAUUUCUCUGGGGAGGAAUUUGAGAGAAAACUGGUCAAUUUAUUUCCUGCCGUGAAGAAAUUCGAGCUGAAUGUGAAGCACAUGCAUCGUACUUCCAUUUCUGCACUGAAUCGGAGUAUUGAACCUUUCAAAACGUGGGAUUUGGAACGGGUCAGCGUUGUCGUGGAGGGGGUUAGACAAUCCUCCGUGUUGUUGAAAAUUCUUAAAGUUAUGUCCAUUUUAAAAGGAGUAAAAAGUGUCCGGUUCCCGGAAACUUACGUCAAGGAGGACCACUUUUCUCGUUAUAUUCAAGAUCUCAUCUUGCAGAGUGGAGGAUUUAACGAUGUAGAAAUCUCGGGGCUUGUGGUAUCCGAAAUCGUGGAACGAAUACGACCCAUCUUCGACGCUAAUGGUGGACUCAUUCAUUUCACUGGAGGUGUGUACUCCAGCCGAGAAAGAAUCCCGCGGAGAAUUGUUGCCGACGGAAAAACACUGCAAAACCAUCAAGGGUCUUAACCCCUAAAAAAUGAACAAUUAAAUUAGGUACACACUAAAUGAUACAAUUUAAGGAGACAUAUAUAUUUAUCUGUGAACCUUUUCCAUACAUAUCUCAGAAUUCUAUUCUUAACUCGAGUCCAACUUCCGGCUUAAAAACCAGUCAAAUGUGAUGGAUGAACGAUCAUUCAUCGUACAUACAUGCAUAAUGAAUAUUGCAUUUUACAAAACAUCCACCGGAUCUUAUUCAUCAUAACAAGUAUCAAGUACUAAAUACCAGUGCAUGAUUAUCUGUAUGAUGCAUAAGACAUUUUGUACAUUACUAAAAAUGACCUAUUUUUCAAUAACAAUUGAACUAAUACAUAAUUUGUAAAUCAAACAAAAUCAAUGUUUAGUCAUCCUGACAAAUUGUUAAGUUGCCAUCAUAUCGGGAUGAAUUUGCUAUGGAUUUAAACUAUCUAUGCAUGUAAAAUUAAUAAUCAAGCUCGGAGAUGCACGCAAAGCCUGCAGAAGAAUGAGCAGUAAAUAUUAUGGUGAUGACUACCAUUUCAACAUUUUUUGAAUUAGUUUAUAAGUAAGAUCUAACAGAAUUUGAAUUAUAUGUACAAAUAGCUGUGAUUUUUUAAAAAUUACCCGUAUGGAAGUAACAAAUUUAAAAAAAUCCGGGUAGUGGCCCCACUUCGUGAGGCACCUAGGAUGUGGUAAAAUUGAAUUACGUUAUUUAUUUAUUUAUAUUGCUUUAUUAAAUCGUUCUAUCUAUAAGCUAAAUAUUCAUAAAUAAAUAUGUAUACAUAUGUAAAUGAAUUUAAAAU
This is a messenger RNA of Folsomia candida, 2593 nucleotides long. RefSeq lists its product as uncharacterized. Bases 183 to 1802 code for a protein of 539 amino acids. Gene Ontology annotation, molecular function: protein binding. The record is from RefSeq and is a predicted model, not a curated record. Lineage: Eukaryota; Metazoa; Arthropoda; Collembola; Entomobryomorpha; Isotomidae. The transcript is spliced from 7 exons.